Molecule: messenger RNA, 4294 nt
Organism: Myripristis murdjan (pinecone soldierfish)
Lineage: Eukaryota; Metazoa; Chordata; Actinopteri; Holocentriformes; Holocentridae
Gene: cavin1b
Product: caveolae associated protein 1b
Exons: 2
Coding region: 352-1734 (460 amino acids)
Biological process (GO): termination of RNA polymerase I transcription; transcription initiation at RNA polymerase I promoter
Cellular component (GO): cytoplasm; caveola
Molecular function (GO): rRNA primary transcript binding
Source: RefSeq, a predicted model, not a curated record
GCUGGCUGCAGCUUGACUGGAGGGUUUCUCUGCCUGGUGUGGCAUUCACAUCCCGGCGCUCAUGUGGUAACAUCCAGCACUGCUCAGCUUCCCCUGUACACUGGCCUGACUCCAGGGAUUAGAAGAAGAGAGGGCAGACAGAGCAAGGGAGAGGGAAAGGGAGCGUACGUAUGCUUGAAAGAGAUAAGUGAAAGUAGGAGGGGAGAAAAGUGCAGAGGGACUAGAGAGCAGAAGAAAGGGAAGAGCAGGUGAGAAAUUAAACAAUCCAGAGAGAACAUAAGUGAAGAAGCUGCGCCACUGGUGAAGAGUUAAGGCUGACUUAUCUGACUGUACAUUCUCAAACUCCCUGACAUGGCAGCCAUGGAAGCAGAGCUCUCCAGUGCCCAGCUGGAGCCACAAACCCUCACUGAGGUCUCAGAUGAUGAGGUCAACCUCCCACCAUCAGACGAUGAAGAGGAUGCCCUUGCUGCAGCCGCCACGGGCACGGAGGGGCAACCCGCCGAAGACGACGAGGCGGCAAAGGUGGACCUUCAGGUGAACGGGGGGAUGGUGCUGACUCUGCUAGACAAGAUCAUCGGGGCGGUGGACCAGAUCCAGCAGACCCAGAACACGCUGGAGGCCAGGCAGCAGGAGAUGGAGCGCUCGGUGACGGGCAUCCAGGGCGAGCUGACCAAACUGGCCAAGAGCCACACCACCACAUCCAACAGUGUCAGCAAAAUGAUGGAGAAGGUGCGCAAGGUGAGCAUCAAUGUCAAGACAGUGCGCGCCAACCUGGAGAGGCAGGGCGGCCAGAUCAAGAAGCUGGAGAACAACGAGGCCGAGCUGCUCAAGAGGCGCAACUUUAAAGUUAUGAUCUACCAGGAUGAAGUGAAGGUUCCCUCCAAACUCUCCCUCUCCAAGUCCAUGAAGGUUCCAGAGGCUGUGUCAGGAAGCAGAGGAGGCAGCCUGAUGGAGCUGAAGGAAGCUGUAGAAGAGGCUGGAGAGGAAGGAGAAGGAGACAAGAUAGACAGACCCCACGUGGAUCUCUCAUCUGAUGAGGAGGAGGUGGCAAUCGAGGAGACCAUCGAGGAGACUCGUGCCGAGCGCAUCAAGCGCAGCAGCCUGCAGCGCGUACAAACCCUGAAGACGGUCUUCUCCAAGGAGAAGAUGGACAAGACCAGGGCAAAGACCAAGGAGAACCUGGAGAAGACCAAGCAAAAGACCAGGGAGAACCUGGAGAAGACAAAGCAGAAAACAAAAGAGAACCUGGAGAAGACCAAGCAGCGAACCAAAGAGAACAUUGAGAAGACCAAGCAGAGGACCAAAGAGAACCUGGAGAAGACACGCCACAACAUCGAGAAGAAGAUGGGCAAGUUGGGCACUCGCAUGAGUGUCAACCAAGAGCGCAAGCAGAAGAUGCAGGUGUCCCGUGAAAAGGUGAAGAAGGCCUUCACGCCUGACCAUGUAGUAUACGCCCGGUCCAAGACUGCUGUGUAUAGGGUGCCCCCCUUCACCUUCCACGUCAAGAAAAUCCGUGAGGGCGCUGUGGAGGUGGUCCAGGGCACCGAGAUGGUAGAGGUGUCCCAAGAGGUCGAUCCCUUCGACGGGGUGGAUGCUGAGGUCGAGGAAGGCGCUGUGGAGUUGGAGAUGAUAAAUGGAGGCGGAGAGGAGGAGGAGAUGGAAGACGAUGAAGAGGAGGACAGCCAGGAUGUCCUGCUGGAGCACAACGAGGACAGAGAUAGAGAUAGCGACUAGAAAAGGAAAAGAGAGGCAAGGCGGAGGGGCGGGGGGCAACAAAUUAGCCGAGACCACAAUGAAAACCUUAGUUCCAACCCUGAGGUUACUUUGUAAAACUGAGUGCACUGGCGAUGUUAAGAAGAAUAUUGACAACUUUAUGUUUACUAUAUUUGACUGAAGACUGCUGAUAAACGCCAAAGCCUCACUGUUAGCGCUCGUAUCAUAUUAACAUCAAAGUCUUCUCAGAUUUACAAAAGCACCUCAGGAGUUGGUUUUACCGUCAGUGUGUGUUUGGGUGCUAUAGAUGACCAUGAAAAGAGAAAGAGGGGAGGAAAAUGGCAAGAUGAAACAGAAUAACUUGGGAUGUUAUUGGGGUCGAGGGAAGCAGGGGGUAGGAUAGGAUAGGAUAGGACAACAGCAGAACUGACAAACAAAUGAUCACUAGUAGGGGAUACGAUCAUUCCCUGUGUAAUAAAGGAACUGUAUAAUUUGUUUUCAUUUCCUUCACCAUUUUUUAAUCAAAAGCUAAUCACUCACAACAGGUGUGAAUGUGGAAAUUACUUAUCUCCUUUCCAUUGUAGCUCAGAAACACACUAUUGAGUGUAAAGAAACACGAUCCCAAGAACUGUGUUUGGGUUGCAGCUUCUCCAGCAGCUGCAUUAUAUUCACAAACACACUACUCACGCCCAUAUCCAUAAUUUUCCUUGUGCUUUGAAAAUAGUUCGUAUCACACAUGUGAAUAUUCUUUCCAUCCCCUUUUUGUUUGUAUGUUUAGGUCACUAAUACUGAAGAGUUAUCUAUUUCCUUAUUCUGCAUUAUUGUCAUUAUAUAGAAGCACAGUGAAUCAGUUGUAAUGUCUAUAUGCUGAUGAGCUCACACGGUAAUUUGCAGUAUUUGUGUGUGAUUUUGAUUGUGAUCACAUGCAGUACUAAACCUGUGCCAUCUCUCUCUCUCUUUGAUUACUGCGAGAAACUGUAGUUUUUCAAUAGGGCUUGUUUCAUGCAACAUUCUCUUGCAACCUUUUCCUUUGAUAUUUUCAGGAAUAACCUGUAUCUAUUUGUAGGAUUGCCACUGCGCUCAAGCAAACUGCUGUCUUAUCCUAAGUGCAUGUAUCAAUAUUAAGAAGAGAGGGUCGCACUCAGAAAUAUUAUCAUUCAGUAGAUUUACUUGAUCAUUUUUCUGACAGUAUACAAAACAUUUUUGGCCAUCUGGCCUUCAUUAGUGUGUGCAAAUGCCAAUGAUAUAUUACUGAAAGCGACCUUCUCUUCUUAAUAAGGAAUAACCCAUAACCACAUAUUGUGCAACAGUGUGCUCAAUGAAGGUCUGCUGAAAAACAAAAUUGCUAUAAAAAUAGGCUGUGUCUUAUGUGUAGGCCAGGUCCAUUUAACUCGCUGAUGUAUUUCACUGUUAUCAUGCGAUGUGUUAGAUUUCAUGAGGGUUUUCUUGUAAAAAUUCUGUUCCAUGUUGAUGAUGUGUAUGAUAAAUCAGCUAAGAUAAGGAAUUAUAUUUUCAUCAAGUCCCAUAAAACUCUGGUUGAACCAGUUUUUAUCGUAGUAAACAUUGUGUACUCCCUGGACCUGCAUUUACACAAAGUAUGGACUAUAUUACGACCAACUUCACUUUUUCCUCUCCACUUCCUCAUUACUCUUGUGGUCAAAUACUGACCCCUAGUGUCCGUUCAUCUCAGUGCAUUUCUCUCCUUUCCAGUGUACAUGCAGUUGCACUUCAUCAGAUCCUCCUUUCCAAGUGAGCAUUUCAUCAAGCAUUUCCACAGCUCUUUAGAUACCUGCGACUUUUCAAUAUCGUCCAUAUUCUUUUAUUUGCAUCAAGAUUUAUAAAUUUGUUAUAUACAUGUUCGCCAUCACAGGUGAUAUUAUGAGUGCCUACAGGAAUACAUCUGCAAAUUACUGUUUUCACUCUGGAAUGUUCUGCUCUGAAUGUAUUUCACAGCAUAUUCAAGCUGAAUUUGUCGAUCCAAAGUACCAGAAAAUAGAGCUUUCCACAACCAUUGCCAAAGUUUACCAAAAUACCUGAGUAUUUUAGAUGUCAAGUUGUUUUUUUAUAGCUCAGACAGUAUCACAAUUUCCUUAUUCAUUUUUUGUAUAUAAUGUGAAUCACUGCCAAUACAGAUGAUAAUGCUUUUAUUUACCAGAGAGCCUUUGGCCUUUUCCGGGCUGCAAAACAUCUGUGACCAGAAUAGUUUCCCUGGGCCAACCAAGUCUGAUAUUUGUACAGAUUGCAUAAUGCAAUAAAUGUGACACCACAAUAUGACAUUGGCAUGGUUUCAUAUCAACAAACAGAGGCCACAUCUGUUUUUUUUUUUUUUCAUGGCCACCACAAAAGAAGGUGCAAUUGUGGUUUACCUUAGGAUUAGAGAAUUGUCUUGGUGUUCCAGUGCUAAACCUAGGUGGCUGAAUGAUGUCAUGUGGCAGUGUGGAGGUCAGUGUUACUGAAAACAUAAAGUAGCUCAAGCCCAACCGUUUUCUUGCUCUUGUUUCAUGUUGUUAACUGAUUUCUAUAUAAUGUCUCAUUGCUUAACCACUAAUGUUUUAAUUAAUAAAAGCUCUUUGGUCCACAA